This is a messenger RNA of Colletotrichum navitas, 1696 nucleotides long. RefSeq names its product mannitol dehydrogenase domain-containing protein. Bases 235 to 1419 code for a protein of 394 amino acids. Gene Ontology annotation, cellular component: cytosol. Gene Ontology annotation, molecular function: mannitol-1-phosphate 5-dehydrogenase activity. Gene Ontology annotation, biological process: mannitol catabolic process. The transcript has a single exon. The record is from RefSeq and is a predicted model, not a curated record. NCBI's taxonomy places the organism in Eukaryota, Fungi, Ascomycota, Sordariomycetes, Glomerellales, Glomerellaceae.
UCUCACUCUCAUCACAUCGUGGUGGCCCUUCUCGUGAAGGCGGCACUCUCAGAAAUAUAAGUAAACCCUUUCCCCCCGUCCCUCUUGUCCAAAUCUACCCAUCACUUUCACAUCAAUACAUCAAUUUCAACGUUAUUGCAAUCUGAUCGACUUUGCAACAUCAUUCCUACAUUCAAUUAUCAAUUUUCUCAUCCCACACUCAUCCCACACUCACAUCUUACACAUAUAUCCAUCAUGUCGACACAACAGACCAAGAAGGCCGUCCACUUCGGCGCCGGUAAUAUCGGCCGUGGAUUCGUUGCCUGCUUCCUCCACAACUCCGGCUACGAAGUCGUCUUCGCAGACGUUGCCGACGCUCUCAUUGACAAGCUCAACGAGACUCCCUCAUACCGGGUUAUUGAGGUCGGUGCCGAGGGCACCAACGAGAACACUAUCACAAACUACCGCGCCAUCAACUCAAGAACUCACGAGGCCGACCUGAUCGAGGAGAUUGCCACUGCUGAUGUUGUCACGUGUUCUGUCGGUCCGAAUAUCCUGAAAUUCAUCGCCCCUGUCAUCGCCAAGGGUAUCGACAAGCGACCCAACAACCUGGCCCCCAUCUCUGUCAUUGCCUGCGAAAACGCCAUUGGCGCAACCGACACCCUUGCUGAGCACAUUAAGGAGCCGCGCAACACUGCUCCCCACCGCCUGGAGGAUUACCACAAGCGCGCCCGCUUCGCCAACUCUGCCAUUGACCGCAUUGUCCCUGCACAGGAUCCCAACGCCGGCCUGGAUGUGACGCUCGAGAAAUUUUACGAGUGGGUUGUUGAGCGCACUCCCUUCGAGGAGGUUCCCAGCAUUGAGGGUAUCAACUGGGUUGAUGAGCUCGCUCCCUUCAUCGAGCGUAAGCUGUACACUGUCAACACUGGUCACGCUACUGCCGCCUACCACGGAUACAACCGCAGCAAGCGCACCGUUUACGAUGCUCUUCAGGAUAAGACCAUCAUGGCCGAGGUUCGCAAGGCCCUCGAGGAAACUAGCAACUUGAUCAUCAGCAAGCACGGCAUCGACGAGAAUGCGCAACGCGAAUAUGCCGCCAAGAUCAUCCGCCGCAUUGGCAACCCCCAUUUGGAGGACGCUGUCGAGCGUGUUGGCCGUGCGCCGCUCCGUAAGCUCAGCCGCAAGGAACGCUUCAUCGGUCCUGCCGUUGAACUUGCUGAGAAGGGUCAGGACUGCUCCGCGCUGCUUCGCGCCGCCGAGAUGGCAUUCCGUUUUCAAGAUGUCGAGGGCGACGAUGAGAGCAAAGAGCUUUCUAAGCUGAUGUCCGAGAAUGGACCCGAGGAUGUUGUUGCCAAGGUUUGUGGCAUCCAGCCCUCGGAGAAGAUCCACCCUAUGCUUGUCGAGGUGGUCCGUAAGGUCCAGGCCGACAGCGAGGAAUGACUACAAGCGAAGCUAUGAUGAUUGUAACGAUUAGCAUUGGUCUAUCUGGAGUUCGGCAUAUAUCAUGGGUUACAGGCGUGGUGUUAGGAAUCUUAUGUCAGCGCUGAUUAUGCGCACGGUAUAUUGACAUUUUCAACAGUGUUGUUAUGAGGUUUUGGAAUAUUGGGUUCUUCGCAUGAGAACCGUUUAAAUUUAUAUACUUGAUCAAAUUUCUACAUUUGCGUAUAAAUGAAUAAAUCAAAAACUUCGUCUAGCUCCACAACUAACUUGCAUGUCC